Messenger RNA from Phacochoerus africanus (Common warthog), 3781 nucleotides. RefSeq names its product RNA binding motif protein 12B (gene RBM12B). Gene Ontology annotation, molecular function: RNA binding. The record is from RefSeq and is a predicted model, not a curated record. NCBI's taxonomy places the organism in Eukaryota, Metazoa, Chordata, Mammalia, Artiodactyla, Suidae. Gene Ontology annotation, cellular component: ribonucleoprotein complex; nucleoplasm. Gene Ontology annotation, biological process: regulation of RNA splicing.
CGGAGGGGAGAGUGGGCGCCAUCUUCUUCUAGGCUCACUGAGGGCUCUACCUGUUUUGGGGAGGCAGCUUCGACGAGGAGUGCUCCCCGUCCCCAGCCUUGUGGUUCUGACUCGGCAGCAGCGUUAAGUUGCUUUUACAGAAUUAACAGGUCUCCAAGAAAUAAAAAAAGGUCAUUAUUGCUGUGGUUUGAGCUCAGCAUGGCUGUAGUCAUCCGUUUACUGGGGCUUCCUUUUAUUGCGGGGCCUGUGGAUAUUCGUCACUUCUUCACGGGAUUGACUAUUCCUGAUGGAGGAGUGCAUAUAAUUGGAGGGGAAGUUGGGGAGGCUUUUAUUAUUUUUGCAACAGAUGAAGAUGCAAGACGUGCCAUAAGUCGUUCAGGAGGGUUUAUCAAGGAUUCAUCUGUAGAGCUCUUUCUUAGUAGUAAGGCAGAAAUGCAGAAGACUAUAGAAAUGAAAAGAACUGAUCGCAUGGGAAGAGAUCGACCAGGAUCUGGGGCACCAGGGGUUGGCAGCUUAUCUAAUUUUGUUGAGGCGCUUAAAGAAGAAGCAAGUAAUUCUGGAUAUGGCUCUCCAGUUAAUCAAGAUGCUGGGUUUCAUACUAAUGGUACAGGACAUGGUGAUUUAAGGCCAAGAAAGACACGGCCAUUGAAAGCUGAAAAUCCUUACUUGUUUCUGCGAGGUUUGCCUUACUUAGUAAAUGAAGAUGAUGUACGUGUCUUUUUCUCUGGUUUGUGUGUGGAUGGAGUAAUUUUCUUAAAGCAUCAUGAUGGCCGAAAUAAUGGUGAUGCCAUAGUAAAAUUUGCUUCAUGUAUUGAUGCUUCAGGAGGUCUUAAAUGUCAUAGAAGUUUUAUGGGUUCAAGAUUUAUAGAAGUAAUGCAAGGCUCAGAACAACAGUGGAUUGAGUUUGGUGGUAAUGCAAUGAAGGAGGAUGACAUUCCUAUGAGGACUGAAGAACAUUCUCCACCAAGAGGAAUUAAUGAUAGACAUUUUCGGAAACGAUCUCAUUCAAAAUCUCCCAGAAGGACACGUUCUCGUUCUCCUCUUGGAUUUUAUGUUCACUUAAAAAAUCUGUCCCUAAGUAUUAACAAAAGAGAUUUAAGAAAUUUCUUUAGAGAUACUGAUUUGACUAAUGAACAGAUUAGGUUUUUAUAUAAAGAUGAAAGAAGAACAAGAUAUGCCUUUGUGAUGUUCAAGACUCUGAAAGACUAUAAUACUGCUCUAGGUUUACAUAAAACUGUUUUACAAUAUCGCCCAGUUCAUAUCGAUCCAGUUUCUAGAAAACAGAUGCUGAAGUUCAUUGAGUGUUGAAAGAAAAGACCAGCCUCAAUAGAGAAAGAGAAGCUUGGACACAUUUCACAAAAAUACUCUCAAGAAGGCUACUCUGGCCAGAAACUGUGCAUAUAUAUAAGAAAUUUUCCAUUCGAUGUUACAAAAGUUGAAGUGCAGAAGUUCUUUGCAGACUUUUCUCUUGCUGAGGAUGAUAUUUACUUGCUUUAUGAUGACAAAGGAGUUGGUCUGGGAGAAGCAUUGGUGAAAUUCAAAUCAGAAGAACAGGCCAUGAAAGCUGAACGUUUAAAUCGUCGAAGAUUCUUGGGGACAGAGGUUUUGUUAAGGCUUAUAUCUGAGGUACAAAUGCAGGAGUUUGGUGUAGAUUUUUCUUUAGUGUCCAGUGAGAGAAUACAUGACCAUUCACAGUCGUGUGAUAGAGAUGAUCAUUUCCAUUCAUUUGAUUCAAAUGAUCUACCGGUAUACUCAGUUGGCCCUUCUGAAAACUUAAGGCAUCAGCAAGAGGACUUGAGGCAACUGGACAGUUUCAAGCAUUCCCAGGGGGAUUUCCGACUGCCUGAUAGGCGCCCUCCAGGAGACUUCAGGCAUUCCCCAGAGGAUUUCAGGCGCUCUCCGGAAGACUUUAGGCGCCUUCGGGAGGAACAUUUCAGGCGACCGCCUGAGGAUGACUUCAGGCGUCCUUGGGAAGAGGACUUCAGGUACCCUCGAGAGGAGGAUUUCCGGUACCCUCGGGAGGAGGACUGGAGGCGGCCACCUGAAGAGGAUUUCAGACGGCCUCCCAAGGAUGACUUCAGGAGACCCCCUGAGGAAGACUGGAGGCGGCCCCCUGAGGGAGACUUCAGACGGCCACCUGAGGAGGAUUGGAGGCGGCCUCCCGAGGAAGACUUCAGACGGCCUCCCCCAGGAGAAUGGAGGAGACCACCUGAGGAAGACUUUAGGCGGCCCCCUGAGGAGGAUUUCAGGAGACUUCCAGAGGAAGACUUCCGGCGGCCCCACGAGGAGGACUUCCGGCGGUCUCCUGAGGAAGAUUUCAGGCAUUCAGAGGAUGACUUCCGGCGGCCUCCUCCGGAGCACUUCCGGCGGCCGCCCCCGGAGCACUUACGCCGGCCACCGCCGGAGCACUUCCGUCGACCGCCUCAGGAGCAUUUCCGCCGGCCGCCCCAGGAGCAUUUCAGACGGCCAUCGCAGGAGCAUUUCAGACGGCCGCCUCAGGAGCAUUUCAGGCGGCCACCACCCCAGGAGCAUUUUAGGCGCCCCCGAGAGGGAUUUAGGCACCCACUGGAUGAAGAUUUCAGGGGCCCUCCCAAUGAAGACUUUGGGCACCCUCCUGAUGAGGACUUCAGGAGUCCCCAGGAGGAAGAUUUUAGAUGCCCUUCUGAUGAGGACUUUCAGGCGGCUCCAGAGGAAGACCUCAGGGAAGCUCCGGAGGAGGACCCUAGACUUCCCGACAAUUUUAGACUUUCUGGUGAGCAGUUUAGGAGCCCCCCUGAUGAUUUCAGAAGUCAUCGCCCUUUUGUGAAUUUUGGUCGCCCAGAAGGUGGCAAGUUUGAUUUUGGAAAGCGUAAUAUGGGAAGUUUUCCUGAGGGGAGAUUUAUGCCUGAUCCGAAACUAAAUUGUAAUUCAGGUAGAGUAAUACCCAUUAAGAUAAUGAAUCUUCCAUUUAAAGCUAAUGUUAAUGAAAUUCUAGACUUUUUCCAUGGUUAUAGAGUCAUACCCGACUCAGUUUCAAUACAGUAUAAUGAGCAAGGACUACCUACAGGGGAAGCCAUUGUUGCCAUGAUAAACUACAAUGAAGCUAUGGCUGCUAUUAAAGAUUUGAAUGAUAGGCCAGUUGGCCCCCGGAAAGUUAAGUUAAUUUUGCUUUAGAAAGCAUUUCUAAAUUCAGUUGCCUCCCCACAGUAUUGAUGCCGUAAAAAUGCAUUUAUGUUUUUUUAAAGUGUUGAUUUUUAAUUGUCUCAUGAAACAUUUAAAUUUUGACUGUGAAUAGAACAAAUGUAAAUAGUAGAAUGUGAAUCUGGUCUUCUUUUGCUUGCAAAUUUCCAUUCACUUUUUCUAACUUUAAAUUAAAAUGCUCAUUUUUUUUCACAGUGGAGAGAACUAAUUCCCUGAGUGCAUUAAUUUUUGUUGAUGUCACAAGUAAACGUCAAGACUUGUAUAAAGUAGAACUGUAUUUGGGGAAGAUAAGUUUUAUAUCCACUUUUGUUUUCAUUCUGUAGUUUACAUUUUUAUUCAAACUGUAUAAAGAAGUGGUCAGUGACUGAUUGUUCAGGGUUAGCAUUUUCAUUGCUAAUUGCCUGCAGACUUAGUGCCCUUUUCCUUGUCUGAGACAUUACUGUGUUAAUAAGCCUCUCAUUAAUCAUAAGUAGUUCAAAAUGGACAGACUGUGAACUUGAAGUUUACUUAUGUAAAAAACUUAGCAAAUUCUUAAAGUUUCCAUGUUCAUAACUUUCAAAGAUUUAUAAAAAUAAAACUUGCAACUAAAUAGACCAACUAA